Hyaloscypha bicolor E is the source of this 1190-nucleotide messenger RNA. RefSeq names its product SET domain-containing protein. Lineage: Eukaryota; Fungi; Ascomycota; Leotiomycetes; Helotiales; Hyaloscyphaceae. Bases 196 to 996 code for a protein of 266 amino acids. Gene Ontology annotation, molecular function: protein binding. The transcript has a single exon. The record is from RefSeq and is a predicted model, not a curated record.
UUCUUGGGUCAUGGCCAUCUUUUCUAAAUUAGCCUUACCACUCCAAUCGUCAUCUUGCCAGAAUUGGUGAGCAAUGGUAAGUAAAGUGCUACAUGCUGUUGCCUGGCCGCUACUGCAUCUUCCAAACACCGGCACUGAGUCUUCAUCUUCUCGCAGUUGAGGAACACAUGCUAAUAGGCUUUCUCCAAUAGCUCAAUGAUUCCAGACCAGUCUGAAUCUGCCUCGAUGGCUCCCACCGAAGCACCAAACACACCUACCACUCCCACCCUUCGACCUGAGAUCCUCGAUAUCACGAUCUCACUCUCCCCACCAAUAGGACAUGACAUUACACCCCCCGCGACACCGGAGGGACAUCCAACGUCUCUCUCUCCUGUCCCGCUACGCUACCCGGACACGUUGGGCACUGUCAUCGAGAUCCGAGACACCGAAGCAAAAGGUCUUGGAGUCUUCGCGCUACGCGAUAUAGAACCUGGCACUAUUCUCCUCAGCGAGGCACCUCUUGUCACCCUCAUCGACACCGGCUCACGUGCCGAUCCCCUGGACAUCGCAGUCAACGCGCUCUCGCCUCCCAAGAAAGCCUCAUUUCUAUCCCUCCAUCACUUCUCACGCAACAAAAACGAAUCCGUGAGUCGAAGCAUCGUCUAUAGCAACGGCUAUUCCAUCAAGGUUGACCUCGCAACGGGCGUCUUUGAGACAGCAUCACGCAUCAACCACUCGUGCGUCCCAAACUCGCAUUAUCUGUGGAAGGAGAGCAUUGGCAGGAUGGUAUUCUGGAAUCGAUUUAAGUUGUUGGAGGGUGAAGAGGUCACAGUCGAUUAUGGACAUAAGAAGAAGUAUUUGGAGAAGAUUUAUGGAUUUGAGUGUCAGUGUGGGGGAUGCACUGAUUCUGGUUCCGAUGCGAGGAGCAGUAGUGGGAGCGAAAGUGGUGGGAUUGAGGACAUGAGGAGUCUGGACGCUGCCAUUCACGAAAGUUUGGAGGGAAAGGACGGGAAUUGAGUUGGGGAUCAAAUGUGCUUGCCCAUCUAAAUUAGCAAGGCACGAGAAACUUGCACCCCCGUUCUUUCCAUUCAGGAUGAUUCCUGCACUUGGAGUACUGAAAAAUUGGGCCUGAGAUUGCAGUACAGUCCUUGCAAAACAGCUUCUAGCAGAUGCCGAAGACUAACAACAUCUGAAAGAUAAUUCACAAGUGA